Molecule: messenger RNA, 1319 nt
Organism: Thermothelomyces thermophilus ATCC 42464
Lineage: Eukaryota; Fungi; Ascomycota; Sordariomycetes; Sordariales; Chaetomiaceae
Exons: 1
Coding region: 178-945 (255 amino acids)
Source: RefSeq, a predicted model, not a curated record
CGUCAAACUCCUAGCAGCAAUCCAGGUAUGGGUAGCCGCGGCUAAUCUCCGAGCGACGGCUCGCAGGCAACUCAGGACGAGAAGCCGCCGAGAGAUCUAUUCCUCGUUGGCUUGCGGGCCAACAACACCAGUUUCCCCCACAAUCCGACCAAGAUCGACAAGCCCUUCCGGAAGUACAUGGUCAGCCACGGAAGCGAGAAUGUCUACUCCGCAAGGGUGAAGUUUGGCCUCCGAUCGUCCCCUCAGAGAUGGGGACAAGAACCCAUCUUUUGCGUUCAGCGCUUCGGGAGGACUGAGACAAAGCUGCCCGACGGCCGCAUUGUGUACAUUGUCGGCGAGCAUGAAGACUCCUACGACCCCGAUUUCUACAUCUACAAUGACGUCGUCGUCGUCCAUAAAGCCGGAAGCAAUGCAGGGGGUGAAAGCGCGGCCACAGGGGCAGUUGACGAUUCUGACCGGGACUCGGACUCGAUCUCGGACUCUGAGUUGCCUGAUUAUCUGCCAAAGCGCAGAGAAGAAGAGUUGGCCGACAAUCUCAUGGGCGCGACAUUGGCGGCUGGUGCGGAUCCGGCCGACAUCGACAUAUACGGCUACCCAACCGACGUGUUCCCGGGGACCGACUUCCACACGGCGACGUACGUCAGAGAGGAGGGAAGCAACGGGAAGGAAUACAUCUACAUCAUCGGUGGCCUGGGCUACAUUACCAGCCCGCACCGUGCAGCAACGAUGACCCACCGCCUGGACCUGCAGGACCACACCAUCCAGCGCAUCGAGACGACCGGAGAAGCCCCUCCGCCACUGGCCGGGUCCAAGACAGAGCAGAAGGCACAGCUGCAUGGGGACCGCAUUGUGUACACAGUAGGUUCGGACACUUAUGUUUUGUCUCUUGCGGAUAUGCGAUGGUCGAGAGACCAGGCACAUGCGGAAAGUCCUGCUGUGGGUUGACAAUUCGUAGGGGUGUCACGGGGUACUGAUCGUUGGCUCGCUUCAUGCAACAAUGCGAAGCUGGGAUGUUUCGACAGCAUCUAAUUGAACGGCGACACUGGGGUUUCGAAGGUGUUUGGAAAUCAAACGAGAAGAGAGGUACACUCUGCUGGAGGCGCGAGCAAGCGGACAGGGCGAAGAUCAAGUCUGACUGGAAGCUCGGAAACCAGCAAACCCGGUUCGGCGUGUGAAACAAGAGAACACCUGGAGCCAGUUGGCUGCUUCUUGUCCGCUCGCUGCAAGCGCGGAGGGUACAAGAGAUGAAGUUUCGGUAAUUUCUGAAAUGGCACACCAAUUCCACGACACGGACCAUAGCAAUGGAAGUCCAAACAAAC